ACAACUUAAUAAUGGCGUUGUACAAUUUCAAGAAAAUCACGGUUGUACCCACCGCAAAGGACUUUAUUGAUAUAAUAUUAUCAAAAACUCAACGCAAAACUCCGACCGUUAUACACAAAAAUUAUAAAAUUGCACGAAUACGUGCAUUUUAUUUGCGUAAAGUGAAAUUUACGCAACAAAACUUUCAUGAGAGAUUAUCUCAAAUUAUACAGGAAUUUCCUAAGCUAGAUGAUGUUCAUCCAUUUUAUGCCGAUUUAAUGAACGUCCUUUAUGAUAAAGACCACUAUAAACUAGCUCUUGGUCAAAUAAAUGUAGCAAGAAAUUUAAUCGACAAUGUAGCCAAGGAUUAUGCCCGUUUAAUGAAAUACGGAGAUUCUCUUUACCGAUGUAAAGAGUUGAAAAAAGCUGCUUUAGGUCGUAUGGCAACAAUUAUGAAGAGGCAAGCAGCAAAUUUGGCAUAUUUGGAGCAAGUUCGUCAGCAUUUAGCCCGAUUACCUAGUAUAGAUCCCUAUACACGCACUAUAAUAAUAUGUGGCUUCCCAAAUGUGGGUAAAAGCAGUUUCAUUAACAAGAUAACUCGCGCUGAUGUUGAAGUGCAACCAUACGCAUUUACUACAAAAUCGUUAUACGUUGGUCAUACGGAUUACAAAUAUUUAAGAUGGCAAGUGGUUGAUACACCUGGAAUUCUAGAUCAUCCACUUGAAGAAAGAAACGUAAUAGAAAUGCAGGCAAUAACAGCACUCGCGCAUUUACGAGCAGCUGUUCUUUACUUUUGCGAUAUCUCCGAACAAUGUGGACACAGUUUAGACGAGCAGGUGAAAUUAUUUGAAUCCAUUAAACCUUUGUUUGCUAACAAACCUUUGACAGUUGUGGCAAAUAAAGUGGAUGUUUUGCGUCUGGAUGAACUUCCGCCCGAAAAACGAGCUCUUUUAAAGUCGUUGGAGGAUAAAGAUGUCCCAGUGUUGGAAAUGAGUACAAUUACUGAUUUUGGUGUAAUGGACGUGAAAGUACAAGCGUGUGAACGUUUGUUAGCUUUCCGUGUUGAUCAGAAGAUAAGAACGAAAAAGGUAGAGGGACUGCUUAAUCGUUUACACGUUGCACAACCUGUGCCGAGAGAUGAUAAAAUUCGCGCUCCUUGUAUUCCUGAGACCGUUUUAAGAAAGAGGAAGGAUGGAAUAAAGUUAAGAGGAAAAUUAGAGCGAGAAAUAGAGAAAGAAAUGGGAGACGAUUACGUUGUUAAUUUGAAGAAGAAUUAUGACAUCGAGGGCGAUCAAAAAUAUGAUGUUAUUCCAGAGAUUUGGGAAGGACACAAUAUCGCUGAUUACAUCGAUCCAGAAAUAUUUAAUAAAUUAAAUGACCUGGAGAAAGAGGAGCAGCAUCGCGUAGAUGCUGGAAUAUAUGAUUAUGAAGGGGGUGAGUUGUCCAAUACGAUGCAAGAAAUUGCACAAAUGGCAAAACAAAUUCGAGAAAAGAAGGCCAUUAUGAAAGACGAAGGCCGGAUAUUGAAGGCUUCUACAAAGCCUGUAAUGCCGCGCACAGCUACGGCGAAAUUGCGAUACCGAUCGGUAUCGAAAUUGAAACAAGAAAUGGGAGAUCUUGGUAUCGAUAUUGAAGAUACAGAAAAUGCGCACUUUACCAAGACCAGAGGACGUGCAAGGUCUCUAUCGCAACCAGCUAGGAAACGUAUGAGACUACAGUCCGAACCUCGAUCAAGAAGUAGCUCUAAACCUGCUCGCGAUGAAAUGGGCGUGAAGAAUUCGACAAUGAAGAAUAAGUUGAAUUACAUCGCCCAUAGAGCCAUUAAAAAAAAAAUCGCGAAAAAGGGAUUGAAAGGAGAAGCAGAUCGAUUCAUCGGCACGAAAAUGCCAAAACAUUUAUUUUCAGGGAAACGAGGUGUUGGAAAAGCAGACAGAAGAUAGUAACAUUUCGAAAUUGUUAUUUUCUAAAAUCUUUUCAAAAUUUUCAUUGUAUCGAUGAUUCAUUUCCCAUGUAUUGCGUGAAUAAAUCGACGUUGCUUCGUAA
Bombus pyrosoma is the source of this 2022-nucleotide messenger RNA. RefSeq names its product nucleolar GTP-binding protein 1-like (gene Non1). Gene Ontology annotation, cellular component: nucleolus. Gene Ontology annotation, biological process: ribosomal large subunit biogenesis. The record is from RefSeq and is a predicted model, not a curated record. The coding region runs from base 12 to 1919 and encodes 635 amino acids. Gene Ontology annotation, molecular function: RNA binding; GTPase activity; GTP binding. The transcript is spliced from 8 exons. NCBI's taxonomy places the organism in Eukaryota, Metazoa, Arthropoda, Insecta, Hymenoptera, Apidae.